AUGCCAGCCCGAAAGCAGUGGGACGAAGAGGACAGCGACUCCAGCACUCCUCCUUCAUCUCCUCCUGUCACUGCCGCGCGUCGACGCCAGUUUGACGAUGAAGAAGACGAUAGCGAUGUCCUUGAAUCCUGGGAUGCUGCUGAGGAUUCCGAGGUAGAACGCGAGAAGGAACGCAAGGCUGCCGAAGCCAAGGCCAAGGUCGCCGCAGAAGCCGCCGCGAAUAAGAAGUCCAAGGCCCAGCGCAUCGCUGAGCAUCAGGCCGGUCGGGCUCGUCAACGCGCCGAGGAUGACGAAGAAAGUGAAGACGACGAGACCGAAGCCGAGCGCCGCGAAAGACUUCGUCGCACAGAGCAGGAGGCUGAUUUGCGCCAUGCUGAGGACCUCUUCGGCGGCGUAGGCAUCAGCAGUGGUCGCAAGGCACCGACCAUCGGUGCCGCGAUCAUCGUCGACGAGCAGGACCCUACCAAGACUGUAAACCUCGCUUCUCUGCCACUUUUCAAUCCUCAGACCAAGAAACAGUUCGAGCUUCUGCGAACAACGCUUGCACCGAUAGUCAAUGGAAAUACCAAGAAGGCUCACUAUGGAUUGUUCUUGGAAGAGUUUGCCAAAGAUUUAGCCAAGGAACUCUCAAGCGAUCAAGUGAAAAAGGUUGCCAGUGCACUUACUCGCCUUAGCAAUGAGAAGAUGAAGGAAGAAAAGGCUUCUGAUAAAACUGGCAAGAAGACCAAGGCCGCCAAGACCAAGACCUCACUUGUCACCAACCGUGCCAACGCCACGGAUGUAUCAACAUACGACGAGGACGCGUUUGGGGAUGAUGAUUUCAUGUGA
This is a messenger RNA of Pochonia chlamydosporia 170, 828 nucleotides long. Its product is annotated as eukaryotic translation initiation factor 3 subunit EifCj. Gene Ontology annotation, molecular function: translation initiation factor activity. The transcript has 4 exons. The record is from RefSeq and is a predicted model, not a curated record. Lineage: Eukaryota; Fungi; Ascomycota; Sordariomycetes; Hypocreales; Clavicipitaceae. Bases 1 to 828 code for a protein of 275 amino acids. Gene Ontology annotation, cellular component: eukaryotic translation initiation factor 3 complex; cytoplasm.